CGUCAGUUUCUUUUAUAAAAAUGACUGCAUAAGUCACACAUCACACAUAUAUGGACAUUUUGGUGACCGGCGGAGAACCUUUGGCCAUUCAAAACAAAUGUUGUGUAAAAAGUAAUCAACAAAAUAUCCGAAAUUAUUUUGUGUGAAACCUCUAUUUCCCUUGCAAAAUGUGUGAUUCAAUCGACAUCAAAAACCUUAGCAUAGAGGACACGGCUACGCGACACAAAAAAGAGCGUAAGGAACUGCAAGCCAAAAUCCAGGCACUAAAAAAAUCCGCCGGAAAAGGAGAUAAGAAGAGGAAAAAGGAAGUGUUGGAAGAAAUAGCCAAAUUAGAGUUGGAACUGGAUCAACGGCAUGCCGACGAACUGACACAAUUGGAUCAAGCAACAAAAACAAUCGAGGUGGUUCUCGGUGAAACAGAACCGAAACCGGAUAAUGACGACGACCAAAGUACAAGAGUGUCAAAAGCGCAGAAACGCCGUGAUAAAAAGGCUAAAGAGGAGAAAGCAAAACAGGCGGAAAUUCUCGAACAGGAAGAGAUCAACAAAACGGGACCCCGCGCAACCGAACUGAAACUAAUCAAAACGAUUUUAAAAUCGCGCAAUCUGAUGCUGUAUCCAAUUCCUUCGGACGGUGACUGUCUGUACAAUGCAAUUAAACAUCAGUUAAUGGUCACGGGACGUACUCCAGUGUUGGAUACACCGAAAUUGAGGCAAAUUACAGCCGACUACAUUCAGGACAACAAACAAACUCUCAUAUUUUACAUGUCGAAUCCAGCCACCGGUGAUUGUUUAACGGAUGCUGAAUUUACGGAUUAUUGUGAGUCGAUCAAGAGGACAGCAACAUGGGGCGGCCAAAUCGAAAUUAAGGCCAUGUCGAAUGCUCUGAAGGUACCGAUCGAAGUUUUACAGUCGUCGGGUCCACCAACUAUACAAAACGAUGACCAUUUUCCGGGUCCUCCACUUGUGCUUACCUUUCAUCGAGUUAUGUACAGUUUGGGUGAGCACUACAAUUCAACGAAAUGUCUAGACGAUGACGGCUCAUCGGACGAAGAUGGGAAAACCGUUUGAUUUGCUCUAACCAUUCGAAUAAAUAAGAUUGAAAAUGAAUAAAAACAAAUUCUGAAAAUUUA
Messenger RNA from Bradysia coprophila, 1132 nucleotides. RefSeq names its product deubiquitinase OTUD6B. Gene Ontology annotation, molecular function: cysteine-type deubiquitinase activity. Gene Ontology annotation, biological process: protein deubiquitination. The record is from RefSeq and is a predicted model, not a curated record. Lineage: Eukaryota; Metazoa; Arthropoda; Insecta; Diptera; Sciaridae.